This is a messenger RNA of Acanthoscelides obtectus, 821 nucleotides long. The record is from the annotation of a GenBank genome assembly. Lineage: Eukaryota; Metazoa; Arthropoda; Insecta; Coleoptera; Chrysomelidae.
GCGGCAUUUCAGCAGUGAGAUUUACACCAGAAAUGACUGGAUUUGUAGGUGCAACAGGAAGAAUGCCCUUUUCUGCUUUCCUUGCAUACUUUUCGGCGGUAUGCGUUACAGAUUUAGUGCACCUGUGUGAAAAAAUUAAGAAGCAUGAAAACUCUAAAACACAUCUUCAUAAUUCGAUGGAAUUGGCUUUAUUGGGGACUGUUAACAUCAGAGCUCAGUUAGAUUCAGCAUAUUGGAGAAAUAUACAACAGCAUAAUGAUACCGUUAUAAAAAACAGUGGUCUGCAAGAGGAAACGUUACAAACACAAAAAACAAAUACAGGCAGGAGGCCACCGCUUUGUCAGCGUGUACCUGAAUGGGGUUGCGCUUUUCUGCAAACCGAAGACCGCAAAUGCAGCGCCUACUCAGACUACGGAGUGAGCAAAGGGACAAUAUGUCAAGGGGGUCUUAUUUCUGUUUUGAUGGGUAUCUUGAAUUGGGAGCUGUACAAUUGGUGCAAAGAGACAACACAAUUCUGGUACACUGUUAGGUACACCAGCAGCAUCGAGAGCAGCAUCGAGAGCAGCAUCAUUGAGAGCAGCUGCAUCAGGAGCACACAUCCCAUCGUGCCUUAUACUACUAAAAAGUGCCUUGCUGAGAAAUUUAACGUCUUGAGAAAGUCUUACCAUCAAUUUUUUUUCCUGCGAGUGGCUUUACUGCACGUAGUGUGUAAACUAAAGUAUGGAAUAACUCCGUUAUCUCAGACCUCUGUCCACACCCCUGAUAUUCUAUCCUUUAAAUUAGAUGAACCGUUCAUUAGGGUGAAAGGCAGAUUGCUGUGA